AUGUUUGUCAUGAUUACUCAUCAGAGACAGCAGCAGGCGGCUCCCUUCAUGUGUUUACAGCCACUGCACUGACGCGUCGCGUCGCGUCGCGUCUCAGCCCACUUUCUGCCGCUUUCCUGUGCGCUUCAUAGGAAUGGAAAACAAACGUAAAAGUUAAGUUCCCGAUGACGGGCCGUACAUCCAUUAACUAUGUCUAAGAAAGUAGAUUACUGUCAUUGUAUUAAAAUUAUUAUUUAUGAUCAUGGCGGCGUCGCAGCGCGCGAGAAACUCUGAACUUAAACAGAGCGAAUCAUGGAAGCGUCACAUUAUCAGACAGCUGAAAUAUCGCAACAGGACCCAGACGAGCGUCUUCCAGGAUCUUAUAGAGUCAUAUCACAGUCUGCUGGAGAAGUCAAAGCAAAGAGCCCUCAUAACCAAAGGCAUUCUGGGAUCAGGGUCAAGGCCCUCACUAUCUGAAGAUUCGCUGACAUCUCUAAAAACAACCACCGGUGAGCUUGCAUACCAAGUGGUGGAACUGCAGCAGAGAAUCCAGAUAAAGGAAGUGACACUGGAUGAACAGCAUGCCAAGCUAUAUGAGGUCCAAAACCAUCUCAGUGUUUUGGCGUCGGAGCACAGCGUGCUUCAGGAACGCGUGGCAGAGGUACAGACUAGAAACCAACUUCUGAAACAAGAAUAUGAUUCUCUGCUGGAGCAGCACCAGAACAUGGAGAGGACGUACCGACAAGAGAAACUCCGCAGCUCAGAGAUCCUGGAGAACAUGAUCCGUCCAAAACAGCAGGCUGCUGUCCGCAUGAACCAUCGCAAUGAGAAGAGAGUGAGAGCCAGAGAGGCCAGUCUUCACAAAGAGCUUCAGAUGGCUGCCUGUAAGAGUGUGAAUAUUAAUGAAGAGUCUGGAAAUGUGUCACCUCCCAAUCCAUCAUCCCCUAAAAGUGACUCUUCACAGAGGUUGGAGAGAUCCCAUGGACCACUUUUCAGGUCUGCUUCAGCUACAUCUCCCCGCAUCAUCAGCUCCAUCAGAGGACUUUUUGAGAGGAAGAUGAGAGGUAAAUCAGUUUGCAGAUCAGAGGAAGACCUCUAUAUACCAUUAGGAGUCUGUCUGGUUGCCAGAGUCCCAACCAAGGCAAUUUUUACAAUGGAUGCUCAUGAGCUGGGAAUCAAUGCUGUGAGGUUCAGUACCAGUUCAAACCUGCUGGCUACAGGAGGAACUGACAGAGUCAUCAAACUGUGGGACAUUGAAGCAGGAACUCUUCAGAACAGAGGGACAUUAGAUGGAAGUAAUGAGGGCAUCACCAGCAUUGAGUUCGACCCGACGGGCACUCGGAUUUUAGCUGCGUCAUAUGACAAGUCGGCUCUAUUCUGGAGGCUAGAGGACAGCGUUCCCAAGGUUACAUUGACGGGUCAUUCUCGUAAAGUGACAGCAGCCAGAUUUAAAUACAGUCAGAGGCAGGUGGUCACAGGCAGUGCGGACAGGACCGUGAAGAUAUGGGACCUCCAGCGAGCAGCGUGCAUACAAACCAUUGAGGUUUUAUCAUUCUGUAGUGAUGUUGUGUGCUCCGAGUACCUCAUCAUCAGCAGCCAUUAUGACAGAAAAAUACGGUUUUGGGACAGCAGGGCAGGGACCUGCACACAGGAAGUGCCUCUUCAGGGCAGAGUGACAUCACUGGACCUCUGCCCCAACCACAGGCAGCUGCUCAGCUGCUCCAGGGAUGACAUCCUGCAGCUGGUUGACCUGAGAAAGAGUAACGACAGGGUGGCCUUCAGAGCGGAGGGAUUCAAAUGUGGAAGUGACAGCACCAAGGCCAUCUUCAGUCCGGAUGGCAGUUUCCUGGCAGCUGGCUCUGCAGACGGUGCCGUCUACAUAUGGAAUGUGAACACAGGAAACCUGGAAAAACGGCUUCCUGACAUGCACAGAGCUUCAAUAAGCGCUGUGGCCUGGUCGUUGUCGGGUGAAUAUGUGGUAAGCGUGGACAAGAGCCGUCGAGCUGUGCUCUGGAGUGAUAUCUGAGACCAGACACGGGUUGCCUUUUUCCAUCUUAUCAACUGAAGUCACUCCUGGAAAUGCACUCAGGGAUGUCAUCAAAACACAACCUUGUUGGGAAAAGCUCACACUCUGCACUGCGUCAAUAGCAGGACCCUUAGUAUUGUGACAGUCUUUGUUGCUAAGAGGCUGUGUCAUCCAAAACGCAGACAGAUGUGCUAAUGUUACAGGGGUCUGGCGACUGUUGAGCAGAGCUGUCUGGGUUUUGUUUUGAAACCUUGUUACAGAUGAAUUACCGAUGCAGAAUGUGCCAAAGCGUUUGUAGGCCUUCCUGUUGCUUGACUUAGUACUAUAAUUGUCAGCAACUUUAAAAUCGGAGAUCUCUUGACGUACACCAGAUAUCGCUGCCUCUGGGAUUUGAUAUCAAAGGGAAGCAUGAACAAAAUGGAUUCAGCCUGUUUUAGGAACACGACAACAUAUUUCUGAAUACGUGGAAACUCGACCCCAAUGUAUUUGCAUGUCAGUCCUAUUUUUAGAGACCAAAACGCAGAACAAACACAAAAUUGAAUGCCUGGUGAAAGGCCAUUGUAUAUUGUCGCACAAUGACACCGAUUCUUUAAUGCAAUAUAAAAUUAGAUAUAAAUAUUAUAAAUUUGAAAAAAAAACACUAUUGUUCAAAACUGUGGGGUCAGUAUUUUUUUAUGAAAUCAAUGCUGAUAUUCAUUUGAUCGGUAUAGUGACAGUAAAGACAUUUACAAUGUAAAAAAGGUUUCUACUUUAAAUAAAUGCUGUUCUUCUGAAUUUUAUAUUCAUCAAAGUAGCCUGAAAAAAAAAAAGUUUAAGUUAAUAAGAAAUAUUUCUUAGCAUGAAUCUCAAGGAUCACGUGAUGCUGAAGACUGGAGUAAUUAGCUGCUGAAAAUGUAGCUUUGCAUCACAAAAAUAAAUGACAUUUAAAAUAACUAAAUAAAAUAGAAAACGGUUAUUUUAAAGUGUAAUAGUAUUUUACACUAUUACUUUUUUCCUGUAUUUUUUAUAAAAUAAACGCAGGCUUGGUGACCAGAAAAGACUGACCCCAAACUUUUGAAUGCUAGUGUAUAUAUUUCAGCUGUCUUAGACCACAGUGAAAAUCUUGGGACCAUUAUGAUGUAUUUUAACAUCAUAUCGAUCUAUUUCUAGAUCACUAAUGAAAUGUACUCAAGCAAACUGAGACAUCAUCAUUAUGAUAAUGAUUAUAUCCUGUUCUGAAAAACAUAAUCUUCAGGUUUUGCACAAACAGAAUGAUUUCAUAUAGCUUGAGUGCAAGCAAACACACCAAUUAUUUUGUUUGUUGAUUUUUAAAUUCACUCAAAUUGUCAUGCCAAUGAUUUGUGAUAAUAAAAAAUAUAUGUGACCCUGGACCACAAAACCAGUCAUAAGGGUCAAUUUAUCAUAUAAUAAAUAAGAAUAAAUAAGCUUUCCAUUGGUGUAUGGUUUGUUAGGAUAGGACAAUAUUUGGCCGAGAUACAACUAUUUGAAAAUCUGGAAUCUGAGGGUGCAAAAAAAUCAAAAUAUUGAGAAAAUAGCCUUUAAAGUUGUCCAAAAGAAGUUCUUAGCAACUCUUAUUACUAAUCAAAAAUUACAUUUUGAUAUAUUUACAGUAGGAAAUUUACAAAAUAUCUUCACGGAACAUGAUCUUUACUUGAUGUCCUAAUGAUUUUUGGCAUAAAAGAAAAAUCAAUAAUUUUGACAAAAAAACAAAAAUAAUGAUUUUGGCUAUUGCUACAAAUAUGCCCCAGCAACUUAAGACUGGUUUUGUGGUCCAGGGUCACAUAUAUUAAAUUAUAAAAACAGCAAAAUAGAAGCAUUUUCACUGGUGGUCUGAGACUUUUAGACCCUGCUGUAUGUUGUUAAUCACUGCCUCAGGGAAGUGCUCAGUUCUACUGGACUGACUCCAGUAAUUUAUUAUAAAAAGGGACUCGUGUUUUAAAAAUGAAUGAGAGGAAGCCUUGGCCUCCGCCACACUCUUUAGUGCUGCCAUAGAGACCCAGUAUGCUCACUGCUAAACUGUGCUCAGAUUAGCAUUUAAAAGAGCCCUGUGUCUGAUGAGAAUCACACUGCACCGCUCUGACUGACUUUGAAGACCCAAAUUACUGCCAUCUGAGAUCACACGAGUCCAGCGUAAUGCACAGACCGCCAUGUGAUUCCAUCUGCUGUGUUCAUUUGCAUGUUAAUUAACGGUUAGAUGAGGAAAGUCUAAUGCCAGUCUUACAAUUGUCAACUGUUGGACCGAGGCGUUUUAAUGUAGAGUCUAGAAUAUUUAUUAACCUAAAACCGUAUGUGCUAGUUGCUAUGAUGAAGUACUAUGUGCCUCAGAAAUCUCUGAUCUUACUGUAGAUCACUGUAUUGUAUGUUAAUGAAAUAUAUAUAAAAGAGUGAAUCUCACUACAAGGAACAUGUUCAGAUCACCCCAAAAUCAUAAGAAAAACAAUUAUAUUUAUAAAAUUAUGAAACUUUUUAUGAAAGUUCAAUUUAUAAAAAGUUAUAUUUUAUAUAUUUUUUAAAAAUUAAUAUUAGAAUUCUAUAAUUAUUAAAAUACAUUAUAUAAAAAGUGAUUUUUCAAAAUGCAAUAAUGAGAAUUUGGGUCGCGUCAGUUGCACAGUUGUCAUGAAAAUAAUGUUCAAAGCAAUGCAAAAAUCGAUUGAAUAUUUGAAUUGAACGUAAAGAUUUAUUAAACAUGACCUUGGCAUGUGUUUCAUGGCCUGCUUGAAAUACUGGGGUUACGUAAAUCAAAGACACUUCAUGAGAUUAAAGCAUCUUUAUUUUUACAAGGAAACAUCUAUUAGGUAUUUUGGUUGAUUUAGAAUAACUGAUGUACAAUGAAAUUAAUUUCAACACCAAAUUUCUUACAAAAAACAGGGAUGUUUACUGGUGGCACUACUUGGAGCAACAGAUUUGUAGUUAGAUUUAUAAUGUCUGUAUUUGCCUUUAAAAGUGAUGUAUUUUUAGAAGAAAGUGUUUUCUUUUUUUAAAUUAUAUUGUUACCGAGUUAAACUUAACUUAAGUGUGGAUUGUUCUGAAAGUAGCACAGUUAUCAAGGGAACAGCGGUAUAUUUGUUAACCACACUCGUUUUUUGUAAAAAUGCAAGGACCAAAAGUGAGUUUGAUUAUUAAGUCUGUUGUUUACACGCAAAAUGAAAGACAAAGAGGAAUAAGUCCAUGCUUAUCUAUGUUCUAACAGGCACAUUCCAUGAAUGGGGUACAAAAUACUGUAUGUCCUGAAACACCAAAACUUGUGUCAUGAUAUAGUUUUAGUCCCCAAUUUAAGUGAUUUUGUUGUUUUCUACAUUAAAUAAUCAUAAAAAAUAAUGAUGAUUUCAAAAUGUCAAUAACGGGUUUGGAAAUGUGUCACUCUGUAUAGCGGGUUAUUUGAGACCAAAAUGUUUGGUUGUAGUUGUGAUCAUUUGUAUUUAUUUUACUUUAUUAUUUGAUAUUUGUUUCCUACAGUAACUUCAAUAAAUAUUUGAGAUAUUUUUAGUUUUGAAACUAACUACUUUUCACUAUGGGUUAACUGUUUGGUUAAAAACUUGCCUAAUAAAAAAGUCAUGGGACACCAAAGUGUAUCCUAUUUGUGGAAAGUGCCAAUAUGGCAUGAUUUAGCAUUCAUUUGAGAAUUCACGUAUUUUAGAGAGUUACACUUUUGUCAUUACAGUCUGAAGUCAUGAUGCAUUGCUGUCAUGUCAUAUUUUGUGUGGGUUUUAAUUUCAGCCUCAUUAAUAAUCAUCUUAUUAUGUUUAUAUUUUAGAAUCUUAUUUGCAGUUCCUUAAUGAGGUUGAUUAAAGUAUCUGAUACAUGAUAAAAAAAAUAAACACUAAAAUAUCAGGAAUGCUUUUUCAUUUAAUAAAACCAUCUUAAACCCUCA
Molecule: messenger RNA, 5876 nt
Organism: Onychostoma macrolepis
Lineage: Eukaryota; Metazoa; Chordata; Actinopteri; Cypriniformes; Cyprinidae
Product: protein Atg16l2-like
Exons: 18
Coding region: 236-2005 (589 amino acids)
Biological process (GO): autophagosome assembly; negative stranded viral RNA replication
Cellular component (GO): autophagosome membrane
Molecular function (GO): protein binding
Source: RefSeq, a predicted model, not a curated record